Molecule: messenger RNA, 5242 nt
Organism: Perognathus longimembris pacificus (Pacific pocket mouse)
Lineage: Eukaryota; Metazoa; Chordata; Mammalia; Rodentia; Heteromyidae
Gene: Trappc10
Product: trafficking protein particle complex subunit 10
Biological process (GO): early endosome to Golgi transport; intra-Golgi vesicle-mediated transport
Cellular component (GO): TRAPPII protein complex
Source: RefSeq, a predicted model, not a curated record
CGGGCGGGCGGGCGGCAGCUCGGGAGCGGGCCGGGGGCUCAGGCGCGGGCGCGGCCGGCCCGGCGCGGCCUCGGGGGCCCAUGGGGCGCGGGGGGCCGGGCCGGUGACGCCGGGGGCCCAUGGACGCCCCUGCGGAGUCGCCGCCGCCGGUGAUCUACACCAUGGAGAACAAGCCCAUCGUCACCUGCGCUGGAGAUCACAACUUAUUUACCUCUAUUUACCCACCACUUUCCCAGCAGCUUCCAAGGGAGCCCAUGGAGUGGAGAAGGUCUUAUGGCCGGGCUCCAAAGAUGAUUCAUCUAGAGUCGAACUUUGUUCAAUUCAAAGAGGAGCUGCUGCCCAAAGAGGGAAACAAGGCUCUGCUCACGUUCCCCUUCCUGCACAUCUACUGGACGGAGUGCUGUGAUACUGAAGUGUACAAAGCUACAGUAAAAGAUGACCUCACCAAGUGGCAGAAUGUUCUCAAAGCCCAUAGCUCCGUUGACUGGCUAAUUGUGGUAGUUGAAAAUGAUGCCAAGAAGAAAAACAAAACCAACAUCCUUCCCCGCACUUCUAUUGUGGACAAAAUAAGAAAUGACUUUUGCAAUAAACAGAGUGACAGGUGUGUUGUGCUUUCUGACCCCCUGAAGGACUCUUCUCGAACUCAGGAAUCCUGGAAUGCCUUCCUGACCAAACUCAGGACGCUGCUGCUUAUGUCUUUUACCAAAAACCUUGGCAAGUUUGAGGAUGACAUGCGGACCUUGAGGGAGAAGAGGACCGAGCCAGGAUGGAGUUUCUGUGAAUACUUCAUGGUCCAGGAGGAGCUGGCCUUUGUCUUCGAGAUGCUGCAGCAGUUCGAGGAUGCCCUGGUGCAGUAUGAUGAGCUGGAUGCCCUGUUCUCCCAGUAUGUCGUCAACUUUGGGGCUGGGGAUGGUGCCAACUGGCUGACUUUCUUCUGCCAGCCAGUGAAGAGCUGGAACGGCCUGAUCCUCCGCAAGCCGAUCGACAUGGAGAAGCGGGAGCUGAUCCAGAAGCGGGAGGCCACGCUGCUGGACCUGCGCAGCUACCUGUUCUCGCGCCAGUGCACCCUGCUCCUCUUCCUGCAGCGGCCCUGGGAGGUGGCGCAGCGCGCCCUGGAGCUGCUGCACAGCUGCGUGCAGGAGCUCAGGCUCCUGGAGGUCUCCGUCCCGCCCGGCGCUCUGGACUGCUGGGUGUUCCUGAGCUGCUUGGAGGUGUUGCAGAGGAUAGAAGGUUGCUGUGACCGGGCCCAGAUCGACUCCAACAUUGCCCACAUGGUGGGACUGUGGAGCUACGCCACGGAGAAGCUGAAGUCCUUGGGCUACCUGUGUGGACUUGUGUCAGAGAAAGGACCUAACUCAGAGGAUCUCAAUAGGACGGUGGACCUCUUGGCGGGUUUGGGAGCCGAGCGACCUGAAACAGCCAACACAGCUCAGAGUCCUUACAAGAAACUCAAGGAAGCGCUGUCAUCAGUGGAAGCUUUUGAAAAGCACUACUUGGAUCUGUCUCACGCCACCAUUGAGAUGUACACGAGCGUCGGGAGGAUCCGCUCUGCCAAGCUCGUCGGGAAGGACCUGGCGGAGUUCUACAUGAGGAAGAAGUCUCCUCAGAAGGCAGAGAUCUAUCUUCAGGGAGCUUUGAAGAAUUACCUGGCUGAGGGCUGGGUCCUGCCCGUCACGCACACGCGGAAGCAGCUCGCUGAGUGCCAGAAACACCUCGGGCAAAUGGAAAAUUAUCUGCAGACCAGCAGCCUUCUGGCCAGUGACCAACACCUGACCGAGGAGGAGCGGAAGUACUUCUGCCAGGAAAUACUCAGCUUUGCCAGCCGCCAGGAGGGAAGCCCAGGUCACAAGGUGGUACUGCCCAUGCUCUCCUUCGCACAACUGCGCGACCUCCACUUCGAGCCUUCCAAUGCUGUGAUCCACACGGGUGGCAUUUUGUCCCUGGAAAUAACCUUGUGCAGCCAGAUGCCCGUCCCUGUCCACAUGGACCAGAUUUCCGUCAACGUCCACUUCAGCAUCGAGAAAAACAGCUACCGGAAGACGGCGGAGUGGCUCACCAAGCACAAGAUGUCCAACGGGAUCGUUAAGUUCCCCAGCGAGGCCUCGCUCUUCCCCACGUCGCAGAGCAGCCUGCCUGCGCUCGAGCUGUCCGAGAUGUUUGAGAGAAGCCCUUCAGAUAACUCUUUGAACACCACAGGGAUUAUUUGCAGAAAUGUGCACAUGCUCCUGAGGCGACAGGAAAGUGGCUCUUCCCUAGAGACGGCCUCGGGGGUGACCCUGGAAGAUGGGGCCCAUGUGCUGAGGUGCAGCAGCGUGACCCUGGAGCCAGGGUCCAACAAGGUAGCAUUCAGGACUCAGGCCAAGGAGCCUGGAACGUACACGCUCCGGCAGUUGUGUGCCUCAGUGGGCCCUGUGUGGUUCGUCCUUCCGCACAUCUACCCCAUCGUGCAGUAUGACGUGUACUCUCAGGAGCCCCAGCUGCACGUGGAGCCCCUGGCUGAUAGCCUUUUGGCUGGCAUACCUCAGAAGGUCAAGUUCACUGUCACCACUGGGCAUUAUGCCGUGAAGAACGGGGACAGCCUGCAGCUCAGCAACGCGGAAGCCAUGCUCAUCCUGUGUCAGGCGGAAAGCAGAGCCACCAUCUCCUCUAACUCCAGAGAGGAGUCGUCCACGGCGCCGCUGCGGAUCCAGUCCUCUGACAAGGUCACGAGCAUCGGGCUGCCCGCGGCGCCCGCCUACCACGUGAUUGAGUUUGAGCUGGAGGUCCUGUCUUCCCCCUCGGCCCCCGCGGCCGGGGUGGAGAGCAGCCUGCCCGCCUCGCCAGAGCCCCGCGGGCAGCAGAAGGACAGGCAGAGGGCUGCCCUGGGCAUGGCCACCACGGACCACAAGGUGUCCAUUGACUGCCCGUGGUCUAUCUACUCCACGGUCAUCGCACUGACGUUCAGCGUGCCCUUCAGGACCACGCACGCCCUGCUCUCGGCUGGAACUCGGAAAUAUGUCCAAGUGUGUGUGCAGAACUUGUCAGACGUCGACUUCGAGCUGUCAGAUAGUAAUCUGGAGGACACUGGCCGGGGCUCUGACUUGCAGAUGACGCCCCUGAGCCCGCGGCCCCAGCAGCACAUCCGCAGCCGGCAGUCGGUGUUCUUCGUGUGGGAGCUGGCAUGGACUCGGGAGCCCCCCCCCGCGCUGCACGGCCGCUUCUCGGUGGCCUUCUCCCCGGCGGCGGAGGAGCAGCUGGCCAUCUCCUUGAAGCCCUACACGUACGAGUUUCAAGUGGAAAACUUCUUUACUCUGUACACGGUGAAGGCUGAGAUACUGCCCGCGACCGGAGCGCAGUACUGUAGGACGGGCUCGCUCUGCUCUCUGGAGGUGUCCAUCACCAGGCUCGCCGCGCUGCUGGAGGUGGACAAGGACGAGGCGCUGGUGGAGUCCGACGAGUACCUGUCCACCAAGCUCAUGUACGAAGUGGUGGACAACAGCAGCAACUGGGCAGUGUGCGGGAAGAGCUGCGGGGUCAUCUCCAUGCCGCUGGCGGCCCGGGCCACCCACCGAGUCCACAUGGAGGUGAUGCCGCUGUUCGCGGGCUACCUGCCCCUGCCUGACGUCCGGCUGUUCAAGUACCUCCCCCACCACUCCACACACUCUUCACAGCUGGACGCCGACAGCUGGAUCGAGAACGACGGCCUGUCGGUGGACAAGCACCUGGACGACCAGCUGGACUGCGGCAGCGUGCGGAGCCGGGGCAGCGUGCACUCGGCGUCCAGCGGCGAGCUCAAGGGCCUGCCCAUGCCCCGCCUCCAGGCCCUGCCCCCCGGCCAGGUCUUCAACGCCAGCGCCGGCACGCAGGUCCUGGUCAUUCCCAGCCAAGACGACCACGUCCUGGAAGUGAGCAUCACAUGACACCCCCGACGGCUGCGCGCGCGGUCGGGGCUGUGGCGGGCUCGUUCUCUGUCCGCGCGCGCUAGCUCUAAGCAGACGGGGCGACCCUGCCUGGCCACAGAGGCACCGCGAUGGCCGUGGAGCUGGCCGGAGGAGGCGCGCAUCCCUUUAUGUUGUCUGACCCGGGAUCCAUGGUUAUUUUCUCAUCCCACCCACACUGGUGUCCGCCAGCGUGUGCUCAGAGCCUCGGCCUCCCCCCUCCCGGACGGGCUGCUCCCCAAGCGUGCCGUCCUCCCUCUCUCCACCGCCGCAGCUUCCUGUCGGCGGGCUCUGUGCGCAGGUCACCGCCUUUGGGGGCCGCGCAGUCUUCUUGGACUCGGGCUCUCCUCGGGUCCGGGUCACCUAGCUGUGCUUUUCCACACUAACACCUCUGGGAGCAGUGGGCGGGGGGAUAGGGUGGGGCUCGGAGGAGCCGUAACCCCGCUGUGCCUUGGAAUGGCAGCGCCGUGGACUCUGGUGCCACCGUCUGGAGCCACGGAGCAGCUCGGUGCACAAGUGGGUUCGGAAUAAAUGUUUCUGUAUUCCCGGUUCCCCUCGAUGUCGAUUGAAUAUCAUAUGCACUCGGAAUUAAAUAUAUAUUUAUUUUGAUUGUCUUUAUAAAUGUGGGGGUUAAUACGUUAUUUUUCUCUCACUUUUAAAGUCUGUACAUAUAAUUGUAGCUGUAUAAUCAACAUCUUUCUUUGCACCUUAAGUCUUAGCAGUUCAGAUGCUUCCUCUAGGGCGGGGAAGGAGGGCUCGGCGCUGGGCUGGCGGGAAGGGCGGGCCUGCGUGCCGCCUCCGCCCAGCCACCUGGGGCGGUGCACCGUACCAACGGGUUUACUUACUUUGGGUUGUAAAUUCAAUUGUACAUAUGGUUGAUUCAUUAUUUUUAAAAGUACAGACUAACUGAUGUAAUGUUUAUGUAUAAGUUGCACCAAAAAUCAAGGACAAAAUAAAUGUGCAUUUCUUUUUACUGGCGUGAACAUCACAGCUUGUAAAUACGUGUUGUAUGUAAGAAACCUUUUCAGCUCUCCAAAGCGAUGUAUUUUUGUACAUAUGACAUGGAGUGGUGUGAAUUCGUGGGCACGGCGUGGGAGUAGAUGUUGGGUCUGGCAGCAGUGAGGCCUCAGUGAGGAACCGGAAGUGUGUGAGCCGGGGGCCCGGAAGCCUCCUUCAGCGCCACUGACCCUGCAGGCAGUGUGCUCUCGAGCCUGGUACCCACGAUGAGCACAGACUGAGGCCAGGGCCACAGGCAGUCAUUUCAGUAUUCUGUAUGUUGACUUUUCAAUUGUUCAGCAAAUAAAGAUGGUGUGAUUCCCCCCCCC